UCUCACUCGCACAAGUGGACGAAGGUGCCGGGCGCGGGUUGUGGUGGUUGGGGGGGAUCUCGGGCUGGGGCAAAUUCGGACGUGUGUCCGCGCCUCGGAGCGGCAGCAGGCAGUGCCGGGCAGCGAGGCAGCCAUGGAGCUCUUGCGGACUAUCACCUACCAGCCGGCCGCCAGCACCAAGAUGUGCGAGCAGGCGCUGGGCAAGGCUUGCGGAGGGGACUCGAAGAAGAAGCGGCAGCAGCAGCACCCCGAGGAGUCGCAGGCGCUGCAGCCCCAGCUGCAGGUGCAGCCGGCGGCCCCGCACCACCAUCACCACCACUCGCACUCGGGGACCGAGAUCUCGCGGAUUAUUGUCGACCCCACGACGGGGAAGCGUUACUGCCGGGGCAAAGUGCUGGGCAAGGGUGGCUUUGCAAAAUGUUACGAGAUGACAGAUUUGACAAACAACAAAGUCUAUGCUGCAAAAAUUAUUCCUCACAGCAGAGUAGCCAAACCUCAUCAAAGAGAAAAGAUUGACAAAGAAAUAGAGCUUCACAGGAUUCUUCACCAUAAGCAUGUGGUGCAGUUUUAUCAUUACUUUGAGGACAAAGAAAACAUAUACAUUCUCCUGGAGUACUGCAGCAGAAGGUCCAUGGCUCAUAUCUUGAAAGCAAGAAAGGUGUUGACAGAGCCAGAAGUCCGAUACUACCUCAGGCAGAUUGUGUCGGGGCUCAAGUACCUUCAUGAACAAGAAAUCUUGCACAGAGAUCUCAAACUAGGAAACUUUUUUAUCAAUGAAGCCAUGGAGCUAAAAGUUGGAGAUUUUGGUUUGGCAGCCAGGCUGGAACCCUUGGAGCAUAGAAGAAGAACAAUAUGUGGUACCCCAAAUUAUCUCUCUCCUGAAGUUCUCAACAAACAAGGACAUGGCUGUGAAUCAGACAUCUGGGCCUUAGGCUGUGUAAUGUAUACAAUGUUAUUAGGAAGACCCCCAUUUGAAACUACAAAUCUGAAAGAAACAUAUAGAUGUAUAAGAGAAGCAAGGUAUACAAUACCAUCUUCCUUGCUAGCUCCUGCAAAGCACUUAAUAGCUAGCAUGUUGUCCAAAAAUCCAGAAGAUCGUCCUAGUUUGGAUGACAUCAUUCGACAUGACUUUUUUUUGCAGGGCUUCACUCCAGACAGACUUUCUUCUAGCUGUUGUCAUACAGUUCCAGAUUUCCAUUUGUCAAGCCCAGCUAAGAACUUCUUUAAGAAAGCUGCUGCUGCUCUUUUCGGAGGCAAAAAAGACAAAGCCAGAUAUAUUGAUACACAUAAUAGAGUGUCUAAAGAAGAUGAAGAAAUUUAUAAGCUUAGGCAUGAUUUGAAAAAGACUUCAAUAACUCAGCAACCCAACAAACAUAGGACAGAUGAGGAGCUCCAGCUGCCUACCACUGCAGUCGCCAGAUCUGGAACACCCGCAGUAGAAAACAAGCAGCAGAUUGGGGAUGCUAUUCGCAUGAUAGUCAGAGGGACCCUUGGCAGCUGCAGCAGUAGCAGUGAAUGCCUUGAGGACAGUACCAUGGGGAGUGUUGCAGAUACAGUGGCCAGGGUUCUUCGAGGAUGUCUGGAAAACAUGCCAGAAGCUGACAGCAUUCCCAAAGAGCAGCUGAGUACCUCGUUUCAGUGGGUCACCAAAUGGGUUGAUUACUCCAACAAGUACGGCUUCGGGUAUCAGCUUUCAGACCAUACAGUCGGUGUCCUUUUCAACAAUGGUGCUCACAUGAGUCUCCUUCCAGAUAAAAAGACAGUUCACUAUUACGCAGAGCUUGGCCAGUGCUCUGUUUUCCCAGCAACAGAUGCCCCUGAACAAUUCAUUAGUCAAGUGACGGUGCUGAAGUACUUUUCUCAUUACAUGGAGGAAAACCUCAUGGAUGGUGGAGAUCUGCCUAGUGUUACUGAUAUUCGAAGACCUCGGCUCUACCUCCUUCAGUGGCUCAAAUCUGACAAAGCCUUAAUGAUGCUCUUCAACGAUGGCACCUUUCAGGUGAAUUUCUACCAUGAUCAUACAAAAAUCAUCAUCUGUAGCCAAAGUGAAGAAUACCUCCUCACUUAUAUUAAUGAGGAUAGGAUAUCGACGACGUUCAGACUGACAACCCUGCUGAUGUCUGGCUGUUCGUUAGAAUUAAAAAAUCGUAUGGAAUAUGCUCUGAACAUGCUCUUACAGAGAUGUAAUUAAAGAACUUUUUGAAUGGACCCUAUGGGACUCCUCUUUUCCACUGUGAGAUCUACAGGGAAGCCAGUAGAGUGAUCUACAGCAUGUUGAAGAAGAUGGACAGGUGGUGGUACGAAAACAACGCCUCUGUGGCCUGCUGGACUGAGUGGGACCAGAGCAGGCUGAAGCAUACAAUUCUUGACUUUGGACUAAUCCAAGCGUGAACCAGGAUGCAGUUUUUCUCAAUAUACCUGCUUUUAAAAGGUUGUUCAGACAGUUUUGCUGAAAGAUGCAUUGACUCUUCUCUCUGAAGAGAGCAUUUCAGACAGAGGACUUGGAACUGUGAAUAUACUUCCUGAAGGGGAGGGAGAAGGGAGGAAGCUCCCACGUUGUUUAAAGGCUGUAAUUGGAGCAGCUUUUGGCUGCUUAACUGUGAACUAUGGCCAUAUAUAAUUUUUUUUUUUUUAGUUAAUUUUUGAAGACAUUAGUGGCUGGAAAAGUGCAUUCCUUGUUAAUAAACUUUUUAUUUAUUACAGCCCAAAGAGCAGUAUUUAUUAUCAAAACUUUUUUUUUUUUAUGUUGACCAUUUAAAACUGUUGGCAAUAAAGAGUAUGGAAAAGCAGAAACCGCUCUCCUGUGUUCAGUGUGGUGUAUCACUGUAUCACAGCACUUCUAAUAAUGGGUUCUUGGCUCUGUUUUGGCAUGGCAAGUGUACAGAAGGACAUGGACAAAGAUCUUUAAUUUUUCUAAUCAUAAUUGAUGAGAAGUUCAAUCAUAAACUUCUGGGUAUAUCUAGCUUGAAAAGACUAACAAAAAUACCACUCUUCCUGCAACCAAAAUAUAGGCUUCCUACUAAAUUGAAAACCAAUGGCUCUCCGGAGUCUUCCCUCAAAAAUAAUUUAGCUUGGAGCUGAAAACUGGAGUAAUCCUGUAGAAACAAAAAUCCAAAAACCAAAGUCAUUGCCAUUGAGUCGAUUCCACCUCAUGGCAAUCCCCAUGUGUUACAGAGUAGAAGUGCUCCAUAGGGUUUUCUUGAUGAUAAUCUUCAUGAAGUAGAUUGCCAGACCUUUCUUCCAUGGUGCCACUGGGUGGGUUCAAACUGCCAACCUUUAGGCUAGUAGAUGAGUAUACGCCAUUUGUGCCACCCAGGAAUUGAAAGCUGGAAUAAUCCUGCGUAAACAGAUCUCUGUUUGUAAGUGUAAAUCAGCACAGGAAGUUUAUCUUCAUAUGGGCAGAACUCUGCAUUAUAACCCUUGCACCACCUAAAUGUGUUACUCAGCUUGAACCUGCCUAAACACUUCUAGUGCUGCUGGCAGUACUAGCACACAAUUGCAGUAGUGGGGAGUACUUUGAAACAAGUCAUUUUCCUUUCCUCUAGUGCAUGGUGGUUGAGACGUGGUGUGGGAACAAAGAUACGCUUUUAGGCUAUCAGAUUAUUCAAGAGGCAAGUCUGAGAAGAGGUUUUCUUUUCCAGAGGGAUCUACUCUUUGACAACUGUAAAGAAAAGCUGCUCAUCCUGUUACUCUGAAAUUACAGAGUUACCUGCAAUAGAUGCAAAUAAUUUUUUUUGUUAAACUCUAACCCCACUGUAAGGAAAAUACGGUACUAGGAAAGGAGCCCUUGAGUUCAGUAGGCUCUGUAUACACUGUAUGGUACAGUGUAGGGACGGGGAUUGUACUUUAAACUCUGAGCCUGGUGUAUUUUAUAAAUAAAGGCCAAAGUUGGGAAAUUUAUUGUGCAUAUUUCACAGGUCCUAGGUUAACUCCUACUGGCUGGAGUUCUCUGGCCAUGUAUAUAACCUCAGUCUUUGUUAAAUAGCUUAUAGUAAUAGCUCAAAAAAAAAAAAAAAAGUAAUUGCACUGUAAUAGCUGGGUGUGCAGAAGUAGAAUCUAUUUUUAUUCUU
Loxodonta africana (African savanna elephant) is the source of this 4070-nucleotide messenger RNA. RefSeq names its product polo like kinase 2 (gene PLK2). Gene Ontology annotation, molecular function: protein serine/threonine kinase activity; ATP binding; protein binding. Bases 134 to 2191 code for a protein of 685 amino acids. Gene Ontology annotation, biological process: regulation of synaptic plasticity; mitotic spindle organization; protein phosphorylation. Gene Ontology annotation, cellular component: centriole; nucleus; cytoplasm. NCBI's taxonomy places the organism in Eukaryota, Metazoa, Chordata, Mammalia, Proboscidea, Elephantidae. The record is from RefSeq and is a predicted model, not a curated record. The transcript has 14 exons.